Molecule: messenger RNA, 1248 nt
Organism: Aspergillus melleus
Lineage: Eukaryota; Fungi; Ascomycota; Eurotiomycetes; Eurotiales; Aspergillaceae
Gene: plyC
Product: polysaccharide lyase family 1 protein
Exons: 4
Coding region: 1-1248 (415 amino acids)
Source: RefSeq, a predicted model, not a curated record
AUGCUGCUCCUCGGCCUGCUUGCUCUGCUGCAACCCGUGUGCGGCCUGGUCGCCUUCCCCGGCGCAGAGGGCUUUGGCGCCAACGCGGUCGGCGGCCGAAAGGGCGAAGUCUACGUGGUGUCCAAUCUCAACGACUCUGGCGAAGGGUCGCUGCGUGAUGCCGUCUCGAAGACGGACCGCAUCGUCGUAUUCUCGGUCGGCGGCGUCAUUGAAAUCGACGACCGCAUCGUGGUGUCCAAGCGAGUGAGCAUCUUGGGCCAGACGGCCCCGGGUGACGGCAUUACGGUAUAUGGGAAUGGCUGGUCGUUCUCCAACGCAGACGACGCCAUCGUGCGAUAUAUCCGUGUUCGCAUGGGCAAAGGCGGGGAUUCUGGAAAGGACGCCAUCACCAUCGCCGAGGGCAAGCGCAUGAUCUUCGACCAUUUGUCGGUCUCCUGGGGUCGCGACGAGACCUUCUCGAUCAGCGGCACCGCCCAGAACGUCACCGUGCAGAACAGCAUUAUCGCGCAGGGGCUGCAGACCCAUUCCUGCGGUGGACUGAUGGAGACUGAUGGAGGACUCUCCAUCUUCCGCAACCUGUAUAUUGACAACAAGACGCGCAAUCCCAAGGUGAAGGGGGUCAACGAGUUCACCAACAACGUCGUCUACAACUGGGGUGGCGGUGGAGGCUACAUUGCCGGCGGAUCUAGCAGCGAAUCUCGUGCGAACAUCAUCGGCAAUUACUUCAUCAGUGGUCCUUCGACCAGCGUGACGGCUUUCACGCGCGGCAACGAGAACUUCCACGGCUACGUCGAGAAUAACUUCUACGACCCCGAUCAGGAUGGCACCUUGAACGGGAAUAAGUUGGGCGAGUCCGCGUCUAGUUACGGAGGAAUGGAUAUUGUGUCGACCAAGUACGACUACCCAGCUGUGGCCAAGCAACUUACCCCCGAGGAGGCCGUUGCUUAUAUCCUUGAAUCCGGCGGUGCCUCCAAGGUCCGCGAUGAUGUCGAUACGCAAUUGAUCGCACAGGUCAAAUCCUACGGCACCAAGGGUGAGUUGAUCUCGGACGAAGCGACCAUGGGUGGCGCCGGCGAGCUCGACGGAGGCUCGUCGCCGAAGGACACCGAUGGCGAUGGUAUUCCCGACGAGGCCGAGGAAGAGCUGGGCACGGAUCCUAACACGGCGGAUUCGAUGGAGUUGCACAGCAGUGGGUAUACCAAUUUGGAAGUGUGGGCAAACUCUCUGGUCCCCUCGAGCUACCAGUGA